CCAGUGGAAACUGGAAAACCCUUGAUUUCCUUUUUCCUUUUUGAUUUUCUGUUUGCCCCACUACUUUUGAAAUCUCAACUUUGAUCUCACUUUUAAUUCCAUCAAUCAAUCCACUUUCACCAUUACACUUUUUCUUCAUUUUCAAUGGGUAUGAAAGGGGAAGAAAAGCAACCAUCUUCUCUGCUUUUAAAUCAACGUUGAUUAACUUUUGAAGGAAUUUAUGAAGCUUGUUUGCAUAUGGGGGUGAUAUAGAAGCUAAGCUACUUUGGGACUUCCAGUGUCUUCUUUAUUUGGUAAAAGCCAAACCGCAUGAUUACAAGAUGUGUGACUCACCGCUCGUGCAAUCUGCUUUAAGCCAAAAUGAAUGUCAGCUAGACACUGUUAGUGAACUUCAAGAUAAUAACUCAUGGUUAGAGGAAACGAGUUAUAAUGAAGAGACUGGAAGUGCUGAAUCAUGUUCUAAAAGCAGCGAUUUUUAUCCUUAUAGGUUCCAGCUUGAGCAGGAUGUACAUAAAUUGCAACAAAAGCUGCAAGAAGAGAUGGACUUGCAUUCUGUUCUGGAAAGUGCUAUAGAGAAAAAUGCUUCAGAAUUGUCAAGUCCUUCGUGCCUUCCGCACAAUGCUCAGGAGCUUCUGUUCCAUAUCGCGGUAUUAGAGGGUACCAUCUCAAAACUUGAACAAGAGAUGUUCUCUUUGCAUUUCCAACUUAGUCAAGAAAGAAAUGAACGGAGGCUUGCUGAAUAUCGAUUGAGGCAUUCAGUUUCUCCAUCGAUUUCACCGUCAUCAAGGUGUUUGCAGCUUUCAAAUGCUGUAUUGCAUCAUUCCUCAGAAUAUAAUUCAUACCAAGAGCCUACUGACCAACCGUCAGAAUCUACUGGUGAAUCAUCUUCUGCAGAGUCGGUAAGAGAGAAGAAUGCAGUUGGCAUGCUUUUGCAUCAUGUUGGGAAGAAAACAUCUCCAAAGAAAGAUGAAAAAUCUCUUCAACGUCUGCAGUUUGAGGAGAUAUCACGAGAGAUAACACCUAAAGGCCUAUGGGAUCAUCCUAACCGGCUAUCAGAAGAGAUGGUUAGAUGCAUGAGAGAUAUAUUCAUAUCUCUUGCGGAUUCAGUUGUUCCUUCCAAAUCAUCCGCAUCUAAAAGCCACAGCUCAUCCCUAUCACCUCGGGGACAUCUAUCAAAUUCAUCAUGGUGGUCAUCAUCUGAACGUUCCAUGAUUCCUUCUUGGGUGCAAAGCCCUCAAGUCGAUAUCCAAAGCAACUCUGAAGUUUUGGCUUCAGAGAAUUCCUUUGAUCCCUAUAGAGUACGAGGAAAGUUAAGCUGGGUUGAAAUUGGAAACUAUGGCUUAUUAACCAAAGUAUCUUGGAUGUCAGUUGGGAAGCGGCAGCUGGAAUAUGCAUCUGGGGCCUUAAGGAAGUUCAGAACACUUGUGGAGCAACUGGCAAAAGUGAAUCCUAUUCACUUGAGUUGCAACGAGAAGCUUGCCUUCUGGAUCAACUUGUAUAACGCUCUUAUCAUGCAUGCUUACUUGGCAUAUGGAGUUCCAAGAAGCGACUUGAAGCUCUUCUCCUUGAUGCAAAAGGCAGCAUAUACAGUUGGAGGCUACUCCUUCAGCGCAGCUGCAAUUGAAUACGCCAUUCUGAAGAUGAAACCACCGUUGCACAGACCACAAAUCGCUUUGCUUCUUGCCCUUCACAAACUGAAGGUGUCGGAUGAGCAACGCAAGUCCGCAGUUGAUGCAUAUGAACCACUUGUAACUUUUGCACUCAGUUCCGGGAUGUACUCAUCACCUGCGGUAAGAAUCUACACUGCUAAUAAUGUUAGGGAGGAGCUUGAAGAAGCUCAACGCGAUUUCAUACGAGCUUCGGUCGGGGUUAGCAGCAAAGGGAAGCUAUUAGUUCCGAAAUUACUGCACUGCUUUGCCAAGGGUUUUGUGGAUGAUUCCAAUUUGGCAGUAUGGAUAUCUCAUUACCUGCCACCAGAUCAAGCUGCCUUUGUGGAGCAAUGCAUAUCGCAAAGGAGGCAUAGCCUCCUUGGUUCCCGGAACUGUGGCAUUCUCCCCUUCGAUUCACGCUUCCGUUACUUAUUCUUGCCCGACAAAUUUUCGAUCCAAUGAUGUCUAUAUUAGCUAUGCAUCUCCUCUUGGCUUGUUAACCCGAAUCUUACAGACUAAGCUACAGAAAUUAUGUUGAAGUGAAUCUUUAGCAGAUCCUUGAGAAAGACGAGGUUCAUUUACAGUUUUGGUGUUUUGCCCUUUGUGUAGUGUACAUUUUCGUCUUGCGUGGCCAUUGUAUUUUCUUUAUCCAACAAGGUUAGAAUAAAUACCGUCUUCGGGGGCUAUUUUUAGAUAAAAGAUCAGAGCUCGAUGACGAAGAUGAGGUCCAGUAAUUUGAGUAGCCUGUCUGGUUUGUACAAUUAUGAUGUAUUUACUUUGUUUUAACAAUUCGAUGUUGCAUCUUGGGUCUAACUUUUAUCUAGAUUGUAUUCUUGGGUCCAAUAACAUCCCUUCCUGUUGGUCUUAUUUAUG
This is a messenger RNA of Hibiscus syriacus, 2522 nucleotides long. RefSeq lists its product as uncharacterized. The transcript is spliced from 13 exons. Bases 321 to 2111 code for a protein of 596 amino acids. NCBI's taxonomy places the organism in Eukaryota, Viridiplantae, Streptophyta, Magnoliopsida, Malvales, Malvaceae. The record is from RefSeq and is a predicted model, not a curated record.